Messenger RNA from Trametes versicolor FP-101664 SS1, 1926 nucleotides. RefSeq lists its product as uncharacterized. The record is from RefSeq and is a predicted model, not a curated record. The coding region runs from base 817 to 1926 and encodes 369 amino acids. Lineage: Eukaryota; Fungi; Basidiomycota; Agaricomycetes; Polyporales; Polyporaceae. The transcript has 8 exons.
GCCGCGCCGAAUUCGGCGUACGAGCGCGGCGCAAACGUCGCGCAUACGAACACCCAAGAGUACCCCGAGGGCGCACGGCAUCUUAGAGGGCGCGGGCACGACGUAGGCGCCGCCCCCGCGUCGGGGCUCCCGCCGCCAUGCCGUCACCUUAGCGGGCGCGCGACGCACCCCAGGCGUCUCAAAACACAACCACAGGCUCGGUGCAUCAUGGGGCACACGCCCUCCGCCUCUCGACGCGAUCCGGGAAAGAAAGUUCGCGGCGCACUUUCGCGGCGCGGGGACACGGAUACGGCCGUCGCGCGACGAGGACGCCGCCGGGCGCCGGGCAGCUUGGCACGGGCACUCGAGAGGCCCCGCCCCGCGUUCCGCGCGAUUUUGAGCCGCGCACGACGGCUGUGCGUUCCGCGGCGGGCGGAACUCUGGCGAAAUGGACGCCAAAAUGCGUCGAAAAUGCCGCGAUCGGCGCGCACAUGGACCGAAUUGGGUGCAGAGGCGCAUCCGACGGGCGGGGCGGGUGCGUUCGGCGUGCAUGGCGAUCACAGUGUCGCGGGGAACGCGCGCAGGAGGCUUGCACGCCGUUCGCGGAAGGCGCACAGACUCGGUGCACGGCGACUCCGCCGCCGGCGCGAACGGCGCGCGGACGCGCGGACGCACUUCUCGAUGCGGCGCCAUCGCCAUUGCCGACGCAUGGCACGUCGUGGACGUUAGACCGACGUCCCCAUACGACCAGGUCGCGUGUGCGCGGCGGACGGCAGAGGCCCGCCGGCGCGCGCUGUAGCUAGUGACACCUGUACUUACCUCGUGGCCCGCCCCGCAAUGCAACUUUCAUGCACCUCGCUGCGUGCACGCGUACCCCGCCUCGACGCCCGUGCCUCGCAGGACACAGCGCCCGCGACGCCGUCUGCUACGGUAUCUACGGCUACGGCUACAUCUCCCGCCCUCCCCACGCCCGCUUGUUCCGAGUCGCUGUACCCCGUACGCGAACUCCGCCGCCGGAUCGUGUCCGAGUCGUGCCUGGAUCGAAUAGCCUACAAGAUGUCUCGUCUGUUGAUCGAGAUGGCGUGGGAGUCAGUGAACGAGGCGGGAUACUACAAAACGCUAGAGACGACUGACCUCCUGAACCGCAUAGGAACGAGCGCGAGCGCGAGCGCAAUCCCGCGUCAGCGGCGUCGGCGCGAAUGGGAGAGGCCGGAUGUGUCAGUGGUAGGAACCAUCACGGACAGUUUGGCAGCUAGCAAACGGCGUGAGAGGCUGCGAUGGACAACCGACUUGUCGCCUGCCGUCCCACAAUGCGGCUCUCUCGUGCGCACUGCUCUUCUCCUCGGCGCACACACGCCCAUCGUGUCGACGUCUUGCGCGCAGACGGGCGCGACACCCCGCUCCUACCGUCUACUACAGUGCUACGGCUACGGCUACUUCCCUCCCACCCCUGCUCGCUUGUCUCCCGCGUCCUACACGCUUACGCCGCGUCGGGGCCGUGCCGCGCCCGGAUCUAGCGGCCAAAGGUGCAUCGUGCACGCGCACGCGAUCCCCGACGUUCGGAGCGUCCUGCACGGAACAGAGGCGUUCGCAUCAGCGGCCGGCGCAUUCCUGGAAGCGUUGCGUGUGCGGCGAUGCGUCGAGACAGCCGAGGGGGCGGAGGGUGUUGGCGACCAUGUACGCGAGGGUGCUGGGCGAAUCGAGCAUCGGGUGGAGACAACGGCGAGGGAAGAUGAAGGCAAGGUGUCCGCCCCAUCCCCGCGCGCACGGGUACAAAUACGAAUUGCAGAGGCCGUUCGCCGCGUGUCGCACGGACCUCGGCCGACUCGUGGGGCUUGGCUACGAAUAUGCGAAGACUGGGUCCGCGCCGCGGCCUCGGACCGCACUGUUCCCUCACCCGCCCGCUUCCUCUCCCUUCGCUUUGUCGAGCGGGCUUCGUCGCCGUAG